Auanema sp. JU1783 is the source of this 225-nucleotide messenger RNA. The record is from the annotation of a GenBank genome assembly. Lineage: Eukaryota; Metazoa; Nematoda; Chromadorea; Rhabditida; Rhabditidae.
AUGAAUCUACGUGGCUUCUUCGUCUUCGUUUUGAUUGCAGUGGUGCAAUCAAAAAACAUCCUCAAGUAUCAUGACUGCGAUUGGAUAGUUCCGUUACCGUGCGGUUUACACGUUCUCGAAUGCAAGAAUCGGCCAAAAGGCGAGGGUUAUCAGACAGUUGGUUAUCCUGUCAUGGAGCAGAAGGAGGGUGUUAUUUUGGCGUCAGAGACUAAGAACGUUAGUUGA